Messenger RNA from Abrus precatorius (Indian licorice), 6643 nucleotides. Its product is annotated as protein TSS. The transcript is spliced from 23 exons. Gene Ontology annotation, biological process: organelle organization. Bases 382 to 5985 code for a protein of 1867 amino acids. Gene Ontology annotation, molecular function: protein binding. The record is from RefSeq and is a predicted model, not a curated record. Gene Ontology annotation, cellular component: cytoplasm. NCBI's taxonomy places the organism in Eukaryota, Viridiplantae, Streptophyta, Magnoliopsida, Fabales, Fabaceae.
AUCCAAACUCAACUCUUUUUGUUUUUCUAUCUCUCCUCUCUCUCUUCUUUCACCCUCUUAGCUUCAAUCCUCCAUCUUCUUUUCCCAUUCAGAUUCUCAAAAACUCAAAAUUACAUACUUACUUCAACCUCCUCCUUUUUAUUUAUUAUUACUACGUAAUAUUAUUAUUUUACUAUCAAGCUCUGAUAAUUCUUGCUGUUUUCUUUAUUUGAAUAAUCGAGAGUCUAUGGACGGAGAUUCUUCCCACUUCACAUGCAGAGGGAUUUUGUUUAUUCGAUGAAUUCAACUAUAGUUUUCUAGUUAUUUCCGUCCAAAAAGAGGCUCUAGCCAAGUUACAAAUUUCGGAAACAUUACCAAUUCAACUGAUUUCAUUGGAGUGCAAUGGCUCCCAAAACUGGGAAAACCAAACCUCACAAAGCCAAGGGAGAGAAGAAGAAGAAAGAAGAGAAAGUUUUGCCAACCGUCAUCGAAAUUACAGUAGAAACACCAGACGAAUCACAAGUUACCCUCAAGGGCAUCUCUACAGACAAGAUCCUAGACGUGAGAAAGCUUUUAGCGGUACACAUUGAUACUUGUCACUUCACUAACUUCUCCUUAUCUCAUGAGGUGCGAGGCGCGAGGCUGAAAGACACAGUGGAAAUCGUGUCGUUAAAACCCUGCCAUCUCACCAUCGUCCAAGAGGACUACACAGAAGAGCUUGCAGUGGCGCACGUUCGGCGGCUCCUUGAUAUCGUCGCCUGCACAACCUCCUUCGGCUCCUCCUCCAAACCCCUCGCCACCAAAUCCAAAGACCCCACCGAACCCGCUUCAGAAAAUGGGUCGGAAACAAGCCCCAAACCCAAACCCAAACCCAAACCCAAAGCCGGGGACCCGAAUUCGGAAUCGGGCAAUGCGAAACCCGAGAAAGUGGACGGUGACAUCUCAAUGUGUCCACCACCCAGACUCGGACAGUUCUACGAUUUCUUUUCCUUUUCACACCUUACGCCGCCGUUUCACUACAUACGAAGAUCGAAUCGUUCAUUCCUUGAGGAUAAGACAGAAGAUGAUUUCUUUCAGAUUGAUGUUAGAAUUUGUAGUGGAAAACCGACCACAAUUGUCGCUUCUAGAAUAGGAUUCUAUCCUGCUGGAAAACGUCUUCUUGUGAGUCAUACUUUGGUGGGUCUUCUUCAGCAGAUAAGCAGAGUGUUUGAUGCUGCCUACAGAGCUCUUAUGAAAGCGUUCACAGAACAUAAUAAAUUUGGCAAUCUUCCUUAUGGCUUUCGUGCAAACACAUGGGUUGUCCCUCCAGUUGUUUCUGACAAUCCAUCGGUCUUUCCCCCACUUCCCGUUGAAGAUGAAACUUGGGGAGGAAAUGGGGGUGGACAAGGCAGAGAUGGUAAGCAUGAUAAGAGACAGUGGGCCAGGGACUUUGCAAUUCUAGCAGCAAUGCCUUGUCAGACUGCAGAGGACCGACAAAUUCGAGAUAGGAAAGCCUUUCUGCUUCAUAGUUUAUUUGUUGACAUAUCAGUCUUCAAGGCAGUGUCCGCGAUAAAGCAUUUAGUAGAUGUUAAACAGAACUCUUUAAGUAAUUCAGCCAUGCCAACUUCCUAUGAAGAAAGAAAUGGAGAUUUAACUAUUAAGGUGACAAGAGAUGUAUCUGACGCAAGUUUGAAGUUGGACUGCAAAAAUGAUGGGAAUCGGGUUCUUGAAUUGUCAGAGGAAGAACUAGCUCAGAGAAACUUGCUCAAAGGCAUUACCGCUGAUGAAAGUGCAACUGUUCAUGAUACUCCUACUUUAGGUGCCGUACUUAUAAGACAUUGUGGCUACACAGCUGUGGUAAAGGUUUCAGCUAAGAUUGAUUUGGAGGGGAGUCCUAAUUCCUUGGAAAUUGAUAGUGAGGAGCAGCCUGAAGGAGGUGCAAAUGCAUUGAAUGUUAACAGCUUAAGGAUGCUGUUGCAUAGGUCAUCUACACCCCAACCAUCUAAUGUUAUUCAACGAAUCCAAAACACAGAUAUUGAAAAUUCACGUUCUGCUCGGCAUUUGGUAAGGAAUGUCCUAGAGCAAAGUUUACUGAAACUGAAGGAAGAAACCACUAAAAGUAGUAAGUCUAUCAGAUGGGAACUUGGGGCAUGUUGGGUGCAACAUUUACAAAACCAAACUACAGGGAAAACGGAACCCAAAAAGGGCGAAGAAGCUAAAGUUGAACCAGCUGUAAAAGGUCUUGGGAAGCAAGGUGGAUUACUAAAGGAAUUGAAGAAAAAGAUUGAUAUCAGAAACUCCAAAGUUGAAGAAGGGAAGGAUAUUUCCACAUGUAAUGGCAUUGACAUAAACAAGCCAGAAGCCACUCAACAAGAAUCACAGAGACAAGAUGAAGAAAAGGAAACUAUAUGGAGAAAGCUGCUUCCAGAUGCUGCUUAUACACGCCUUAAAGAAUCCAAAACUGAUCUUCAUUUGAAGUCACCUGAUGAAUUGAUGGAUAUGGCACAUAAAUAUUAUGUUGAUAUUGCACUUCCAAAGCUGGUGGCAGAUUUUGGGUCCCUUGAACUCUCACCUGUUGAUGGAAGGACAUUGACUGAUUUCAUGCAUACCAGGGGCUUGCAAAUGUCUUCCUUAGGACGAGUGGUUGAGCUUGCAGAUAAACUUCCUCAUGUGCAAUCACUAUGUAUUCAUGAGAUGGUUGUUCGAGCCUACAAGCAUAUCUUGCAAGCAGUGGUUGCAGCAGUUGACAAUGUUUCUGAAUUGGCUUCAUGUAUAGCAUCAUGCUUAAAUAUAUUGCUGGGAACACCAUCACCUGAAACUAAUGAUGAAGAUAUUACUAUUUGUCAUGAACUGAAGUGGAGAUGGGUAGAAAUCUUCCUCUUGAAGAGGUUUGGGUGGCAAUGGAAGUAUGAAAGUGGCCAAGAUUUGAGAAAGUUUGCCAUUCUUCGUGGACUCUGCCAUAAGGUUGGACUUGAGCUGGUUCCUAGGGACUUUGAUAUGGAUAUAGCAUCUCCUUUCAGAAAGACGGAUAUUGUGAGCAUGGUCCCCAUAUAUAAGCAUGUGGCUUGCUCGUCUGCUGAUGGCCGCACACUAUUGGAAUCAUCUAAGACUUCCUUGGAUAAAGGUAAAUUGGAGGAUGCUGUCAACUAUGGCACAAAGGCACUUUCGAAAUUGGUGUCAGUAUGUGGGCCUUACCAUAGAAUGACAGCAGGAGCUUAUAGUCUCUUGGCUGUUGUGCUGUACCAUACUGGAGAUUUCAACCAGGCAACUAUCUAUCAGCAAAAGGCACUAGAUAUUAACGAGAGAGAGCUUGGACUGGACCAUCCUGAUACCAUGAAAAGUUAUGGGGAUCUUGCUGUUUUCUAUUAUCGACUCCAACAUACAGAGUUGGCUUUAAAGUAUGUCAAUCGUGCUUUGUAUCUUUUGCACUUAACUUGUGGACCUUCACAUCCAAACACUGCUGCUACCUACAUUAAUGUAGCAAUGAUGGAAGAAGGCUUGGGGAAUGUCCAUGUUGCUCUCAGAUACCUUCACGAGGCUUUAAAAUGUAACAAAAGAUUACUUGGAGCUGAUCAUAUACAGACAGCUGCAAGCUAUCAUGCAAUAGCUAUUGCUCUUUCUUUAAUGGAAGCAUACUCACUAAGUGUUCAGCAUGAACAAACCACCCUCCAGAUCCUGCAGGCCAAACUUGGCUCUGAUGAUCUAAGGACACAGGAUGCAGCUGCGUGGCUAGAAUACUUUGAGUCAAAGGCUCUUGAGCAACAGGAGGCUGCACGGAAUGGUACACCUAAACCGGAUGCCUCAAUCUCCAGCAAAGGUCAUUUAAGUGUGUCAGACCUCUUGGAUUACAUAACACCUGAUGCUGAUCAGAAAGCAAGAGAAGCACAGAGAAAGGCCCGUGCAAAGUUAAAGGGAAAACCAGGCCAAAACUGGGAAACAGCUUCAGAUGAAAAUCAAAAGGAUGAAGACAUGUCUCAAGAUUAUUCAAUUACAGAGACUACAAGUGAUAAAGAAAAUAAAUCUGAAACUCAAUUUGAAGAAAAUGGAAUUGACAAUGUUGAGUCCACUCACUUAGACCAAGCAAUGCUCAGUGAAACUAAUAACCUGCCACAGGAUGACAGCUCAGAUGAAGGAUGGCAGGAGGCUGUUCCCAAAGGUCGUUCACUCACUGGGCGUAAGUCAUCUUCAUCAAGGAGGCCUACCCUGGCAAAAUUGAAUACUAACUUCAUGAAUGUUUCCCAAUCAUCAAGAUAUCGGGGCAAGCCCACCAACUUCUCUUCUCCAAGAACAAAUUUAAAUGAGAAUAUUGCUGGGCCACCCCCUCAUGUUCCGAAAAAGUUUGUUAAGAGUGCAAGCUUCAGUCCUAAGCUGAAUGGCACCAACGCUCCUGCUACUGGAGCAGAGAAGUUAGCAGACUCAAAGUCAGCUCCCACCAGCCCAGCUCCAAGCGAUCAAAGCGCUAAACCAGCUCCUGCUGGCAGUGGUGUCAGUGUCCAGUCAGCAGGUAAGCUGUUCUCUUACAAAGAAGUAGCCUUGGCCCCACCAGGAACAAUUGUGAAGGCAGUGGCUGAACAGUCACCAAAAGGAAAUCCUAUUGUUCAACAGAAUCCUGAGGUGAGUCCCAUGAGAGUUGCAACAAAGGAGACUCAAAAUAAUGUGGCAGCAACAAAUGAUGUGGGAGAUUAUGCUCAUAAAUCAAUUGAUGAGAAACAGUCAAGCACUGUCCAUGAAGAACAUAAAGAGAAGGAACCGGCAGUGGGGAAAGAUAAUAAAGAAACAGUAAAUAUUAGUACGGCCAGAGAUGAGGCUGUUGAAGUUAAACCCCUUGAAGAAAACAAUGUUACUGUGAUAGAAAAGAAAAUUGAAACUGGAAACGUCACUGUUACGGAGGUUGAGAAUUCUGGGGUUUUAAACAAUAUAAACAACGGUGCUUCUAAAGGUGCAUCAGAUAUACAAGUGCACGAAAGUAGUCAAGCAACUUCCCACAAUAUAAAUACCCUAACCAUUUUAGUCGAAGAUGAAAAACAGUUACUUGACAAUGAUGCCUCUGUAUCAAAAGAUAAGGUUACUGAGGAGGAUGGGAAACAACAUGAAUUCCCCAGUGAUAAUACAGUUAGUAAGCCACUUCCAUCAGAAGGAGAAAAGCAAGAAAUAGAAACAGGAAAGGAAUCAACCAAGAAACUUUCUGCAGCUGCACCACCAUUUAAUCCAUCCACAAUUCCAGUUUUUGGAUCUGUUCCUGUUCCAGGUUUCAAAGAUCAUGGAGGUAUUUUGCCCCCACCAGUAAAUAUUUCUCCUUUGCUUCCAGUCAGUCCCCGAAGAUCCCCACACCAGUCAGCAACAGCUAGGGUUCCAUAUGGUCCACGAAUAUCUGGUGGCUAUAACAGAUAUGGGAACCGUGUUCCCCGGAAUAAAACUGUGUUCCACUCUGGUGAACAUUCCAAUGAUAGUAACCCCAACAGCCCCCCCAGGAUAAUGAACCCACAUGCCACAGAGUUUGUACCUGGUCAACAUUGGGUACCCAACGGUUAUGUAGUGCCUCCUAAUGGAUACAUGGCUUCUCCAAAUGGCAUUCCAGCGUCUCCUAAUAGUUUUCCCCCAGUGUCUCCCAAUGGUAUGCCAGUUUCACCCAGUGGAUAUCCUGCCUCAUUAAAUGGUAUCCCAGUGAAUCAAAAUGGGUUUGUAACAUCUCCAACCACUUCAACUGAUUCAGCACAAGUUGUAUAUGUUGAAACUGAUCUUGAAAACAGAAAUCAUGCUCUAGAUGAGGAAAAUAAAGAUGCUUUCUCAACAGAUGUGAGUUCUGAAAAGCAGCAAGUUGAGCAAACUACUAAAGAAGAACCAUCUGCCAGCAAUGAAAGUUCUUCUCCUAAAGUAGAAGAAAAGCAGGCAGAUCUCAUGCCCUCAGCUGGUUGCAGUAAAGAGGAUAAAGUAGCCAACAAGGACACAGAAGAUGAGAAAAAGCCAACCAAGUGUUGGGGAGAUUAUAGUGACAGUGAAGCUGAUAUGAUUGAGGUCACAAGUUAAGGAAUGAUAAACUUUUCUAAGUAAAAAGGAGAAAAAAAAAAAUAUUGCAGGGGUUUAAUGCCUAUCAAGAUACCAGAUGCCAGGGAUUAACUGGACUGAGGUCUUUGAUCUGAAUUUUCAUUGCAGAACUGAUUACUUAUAAGGAAAUGUGAAAGUUUCAUACAUCUUGGUACAUAUACGUCCACUAGGGGUUCUAAUUUACACCAUGUUUCCGGAAGAAGGUUGCCAUGAGUCAUGACCGCGGAAGGGGAAGGCUUUGUUGAGCAGCUAGCUAUUUGGCAAUAUAUCUUGAAUUGUUUUAAUCUUUUCCUGCUAUUUGUUUGUUAAAAAUGGAGUUGUAGCUUUGAGGGCAUAAUACUUUGACGGCUGAUAACUAGGUUGGAGUUGCGCGAAAAUAAGGUCUCAAUUUUCAGGCCCGUAUUUGGUUUUCCGAGUUGUAGAAGUAGCCCUUACAUCUCUAGGAAUUUGUUCAUAUUUUUAUUUUCUAAUGGCAUCUUUCAUAUGAUGAAUAACAAUAUUUGGCAGUAAAUAUGCCUGGCUUGAAAAUCAGUAAGUAAUUUUAGGUGGAGGGAAACACGGUUUACUUCAAAUCACCUCUUAGUGAUUUCUCAAAUUUACAGUUUUUUCCCUCGUUAAAUAAUAUUAUUUAGUUAAUAAU